This is a messenger RNA of Brassica napus (rape), 2090 nucleotides long. RefSeq names its product SEC1 family transport protein SLY1-like. Gene Ontology annotation, cellular component: Golgi membrane; cytosol. The record is from RefSeq and is a predicted model, not a curated record. NCBI's taxonomy places the organism in Eukaryota, Viridiplantae, Streptophyta, Magnoliopsida, Brassicales, Brassicaceae. The transcript has a single exon. Gene Ontology annotation, molecular function: syntaxin binding. Gene Ontology annotation, biological process: intracellular protein transport; endoplasmic reticulum to Golgi vesicle-mediated transport. The coding region runs from base 1058 to 1852 and encodes 264 amino acids.
AAAACAAAGCAGGCUGAUGAGGUUGAUAUUUGUUCUUUUUUUACGUUAAAUAUUAAUAAUCUUCCGGAUUGGAUUGCAGAAUGUGUAUUCCGGAUGCUGAACCUGAACGAACCUUUGGAUCAAAGCGGCGGCGCGGAAUGUUUCAAGGUCUUGAUCUACGACGAUUUUUGUAAGGAUGUUAUCGCUCCCUUAAUCAGUGUGAAGGAUCUUCGUCGUCAAAGAGUUACACUCCAAUUACACAUCCAUGAUAACGAGCGACAGCAUGUUCCUACUGUAGCUGUGUACUUUGUUCAACCCACUGAAACCAACAUUCAGAGAAUCAUAGCAGAUGUUUCUUCAUCUCUCUAAGAUACCUUUCAUCUGAACUUCUCCUCCUCCAUCCCCCGUCCGCUCCUCGAAAAUCUAGCUUCAGGGACUCUCCACCAUUCCGGUGGUUCCAUUGAAAGAGUGCAUGAUCAGUAUUUGGAGUUUGUCACUUUGGAGGACAGCUUGUUUUCCUUGUCACAACACUCUGUCUAUGCUCAGCUGAACGAUCCAUCAGCAACAGGCAGAGGAGAUAUUGAGGAGAUGGUCGAAAAGAUUGCUAAUGGCCUCUUUCAUGUCUUGGCAACGCUUGGUGUGGUGCCUGUGAUCAGAUGUCCUGUUGGAGGACCAGCGGAGAUGGUGGCACUUUCAUUGGAUACCAAACUCAGGCAUCAUCUUCUUUUGUCCAAAAACAACAGUCUCAUGACCUCCCGGCCUUUGUUGUGCAUUUUUGAUAGAAACAUUGACCUCGCUGUCGGGAUUCAACACGAUUUCAGAUACCGGCCUCUUGUUCACGAUCUUCUGGGUCUCAAGCUCAACAGUUUGAUCAUUCCAGGUGCACAAAAGAAGAAAAUAUUAUUUUAGACACUUCUUCUGACCCCUUUUGGUCCGCCAACGCUUCUCUUGAGGAGUCGCUUCAGAGAUCGAAGCUCAUUUGAACAAGUACAAGGAAGACGUGGAGGAGGUGAGCAGGAGAACCAGCGGUGGUACCACUAGCACUGAUCUGAUUGGUGGGGGGAACACCAAGCAUCUGAUGGAUGCUGUGAACUCACUUCCAGAGUUGACAAGCAGAAAGCAGGUGAUUGACAAGCACACAAACAUAGCCACCUUUCUCCUAGGACAGAUCAAGGAGCGGUCUCUGGAUGUGUACACUACCAAAGAGAAUGCCAUGAUUAAGGGAGCCAGGAUUAACCUCAGUGAUCUCCUUUCUGUUUUGAAAACCAAAGGCACCAAGAUGGACAAGGUACGCUUUGCCAUCAUGUACCUCUUAUCCUUGGAUACCCUUCACCAGCCUGAUCUUGAAGCCGUGGAACUGGCCUUGCGUGAGGCUGAGGCUGAUACAAGCGCUUUUCUGUAUCUCAAAAAGAUCAAGUCCCUGAACGUGUCUUUGGCAGCAUCGUCUUCUGCAAACUCAGCCAGCAGAAGCAACAUUGUUGAUUGGGCUGGGAUGCUCUAUGAUCAAUCAAUUAACGCUGUCACUGCAGGAGUCAAGAAUCUCUUAACCGGUGAUCAGCAACUGGCUGUGGCGCGGACUGUUGAAGCUUUAGCCGAGGGAAAACCCAACCCCGAAACAGACUCAUACCUUUUCCUCGAUCCCAGAGCUUCAAAAUCUGGCUCUACUAGCCAUGUGAUGGGGGGGGGAUUCAGAGAAGCGAUUGUUUUCAUGGUCGGUGGGGGUAACUACAUUGAAUAUAGCAGUUUGCAGGAGCUCUCGCAGCAGCCUCAGGGGACGCUCAAGAACAUUAUCUAUGGAGCCACAGAGAUCCUUAAUGCAACUCAGCUCGUCGAGCAGCUCGCCAUCUUGGGACAAAAGAUAGGACUGGGAUAAGAGAGCGGGUCUUGUCAGCUUCUGAGAUAUAAAUUUACAAGUAGUUCACUUGAACCGCUUCCUUGUCAGUGUGAGCUCCUUGACCAUUUCAGUAUAUCUCUUUUAAUUGUUCAUGCUUUCUUGGUGCUCUUCUAUAGGGUAUAUCUCCCCUGCAAGUGUUUCUUGUGGGUUUAAGUUUAAAUAAAAACACAAUGUAAGAGAUUUUAUGUUGGUGUCCCCUUGUUCUGGCUUUUUUUUU